Thermochaetoides thermophila DSM 1495 is the source of this 1854-nucleotide messenger RNA. RefSeq lists its product as uncharacterized. Lineage: Eukaryota; Fungi; Ascomycota; Sordariomycetes; Sordariales; Chaetomiaceae. The record is from RefSeq and is a predicted model, not a curated record. The transcript has a single exon. Bases 1 to 1854 code for a protein of 617 amino acids.
AUGUCGACCAGACGGGUUGCGACUGUCGAGGACGCCGACGAGUACGGGAACCCUGUCGAGGGAACCCAGUGCUACGCAUCAUCUGUUGCCCCAAGCAGCCCCGCCAAAGAGCAGCCAAACACGAGCCGAGCACGAAAGGAGCGCACGAGAAAAGGUUCUGAUUCUCAUGAACUGACCGGUGCCGUCACUGACUCCGACUCAACUGUACACCCACGGCGAGAGUCCACCAAGAAGCCGAGCAAGGAUCGCGAGAAAUCCUCUUCCAGCAGCAGCAAGAAGGCGCUCAUGACGUCCUCUUCACGGCCGCCGGUUAAGCAUUCUAAGGCAACGUCGACGUCGAGCCUGCCACGCAGGGACGAGGCAAUGUUCUACGGCAUCGCUGACCCCAACGAUUCUCUUCCAAUGCGGCCGCGAUCCCAGAGCAGGCCGGCGAGCUUUUAUCCUCCCCCAGGAAUGCCAGGGAUGUCUGUAAAGCCACCACCUCCUGCGAAUGCCCGGUUCUACGCAUCACAACCUCCAGGUGGUAUCCCCACAUCAUAUCCUCCCCCUCCUUGGGCUCCCGGUCAUCCACCUUGCCCCCCAAUACCACCAUCGCCGAGCCCUAUCUUGUCGCAUCCGUUGGGCCCUCCGCCUCCUGGACCGCCUCCACUCGGCCCUCCUCCACCUAGCGGGCCACCACUACCCCCUCCUGAACCACCUCUUUUCGCUCGCCCCCUGGAGUCUCGAUUCGGCCCCUCGGCCCGGCCGCAAUCAUCUAUUGGCUUCAGACCAGCGCCUUCGCCGAUCGAGUACAACCCUCAUGAUGAUUAUUAUGACGAGCCACAUGACAGAGCGCUCGCUCGACGUCCAUCAGCCUCUCGGAGAAUGUCCAAGGUCGAGGACGAUCGUAAAGCGAUGGCCCUGCCUCGGCGAGCUGCUUCUGCUCGUCCGAUGUCACUUGCUAUUCGUGGCCCCCCGCCAGCCCCCCCUGCUCCUGUUCCCCCGCCUGUGCCCCAAACUCCAGCGUCCAGGCGGAUAGGCGGCUACGACGAUCACGACGAUGACUAUGAGGAACCCUUCUUCCGUGACCUUUCGCCGAGAAACUACGGCAAUCCGCUUGCUCCUCUCCCGCGGUCGUCAUACAGUCCCGACUACUCCUACGACGCUCCCGACUAUCAGACUGAGGUACCUGGGAGGGCUCAUCGCCAUUCGUACUACGGGGGCAACUCUGUUUCCUCCGGAAGCGCCUAUGAAAGGGAACUCCGUAUGGAGGAUAAGCUCCUCACAGCUCGUCGUUACCAGGACCGAUAUGAAGAUGAGUUGACAGGACCGGGUCUUCCCUUGACUGCUGAAGCGUUGCGAAAGGCGACCAGGAAUGGAGGGAGCAGCCGAUCUACGAGGAGCUCAGGUAGCCAUGAUGAGAGCGACUACAGGCAGUCGGCUACAACGCGGACGACCAGGUCAGGCCCCAAUGAUGAAAACUACACGAUUCGCGUCAAAGGGAGCACGGUACUCCGGCUUGGCGGCGCAGAGGUCCAAUGCGAGGACGGUGCGGAGAUCAACAUCAGCACCGGUGGUGGUGCGUCUGAUUUGCGUAAUAUGAAUGACGCCAGGUCAAGCUACAUCGAUCUAGAUGACCGCCGCACCCGCGUCGAUAUCCCGCCUUCUCGAAGCCGUACCAGAUCUCGUGCUCGGUCAUUCUCACGCCCCGCCCAUCCAAGGCAGGACACUUUUGAGUAUGAUGAUGAGGAAUAUGAAUAUCUCUCUGGACCGCCUCCUCCGCUGCCGCCCCCUCCUCCUUCAUACCCAGCUUUCUCUUCUUCUUACUCUUCUCGCCACGACAGUGCUUACUAUUACGGCGGUAGUCCGUCGUAA